Triticum aestivum (bread wheat) is the source of this 844-nucleotide messenger RNA. Its product is annotated as prostatic spermine-binding protein. The record is from RefSeq and is a predicted model, not a curated record. NCBI's taxonomy places the organism in Eukaryota, Viridiplantae, Streptophyta, Magnoliopsida, Poales, Poaceae.
CGCCUUGCUGCUCGCCGUCACCUUUCUGCUUGCCCCCGCCGCCACGGAGUCGCUCGCGGCCGUGCAGACGGACCAGACGACCACUGAGAGCGGGUCCACCCUGUCGGCGCACUGCUGCAAAGACGAGGAGGAAGCGGUGGCCAAGCCUGCCCAGCUUGUUGUUGGUGAUCUAGCGGACUUGGCAUCAGCGGAGGAGCAAGGCCAUAAGCCUAGCUCUCACCGGAGUAACAAAAAGAAGAUCCACCACCACCACCACGAUGACGACGAUGAUGACGACGAUGAUGAUGAUGGUGGUGGUGGUGAUGAUGAUCAUGAUGGCAACGACGAUGACGACGACGACGAUGGUGGUGGUGGUGGUGGUCGUCGUGAUGAUGAUGAUGAUGACAACGACGACGACGACGAUGAUGAUGGUGGCGACGAUGAUAAUGAUGAUGGUGGCGACGACGAUGACGACAAUGGCCGAUCCCACUCGGGCCACGACUGUGACUCAGGCUCUGACUGUGAUGGUGAUGACGACAACUCAAAGGGCAGGAAGAAGAAGCCCUCAACUCCAGAAAAGAAGGAAGUCCCGGGAGGAAACCGGUAAGAAGAAUGACGAGCUUCCUAAAAUGACCAUAUAUAUAUGGGCAUGCGAGCUUACUUCGUCCUUCAAGUCAUUACUUGCUUCAAGAUCAUGAUAGCGAGCUUAUCUUUAAACAUGUAUUAGCCAUAAACCUCUGUACGUGCAUGCACUUUAAAGUUAUGUAUCUGGCUACAACCUACAGACAAUGAAGUCCGCACACAAAUAAGCGCAUCACUCCGUAUUAAACCCUCUGUUUCUGAAUAUAAGAUGUUUUGGCAGUUC